AUGGCCGGAAAAAACUGUGCGCUGAUAACCCAUUUCGACGAUGCGAUACCUAAAGGAUCUGUGAGUGACUGGCCGUCCGCAGCACUGGCCUCUGCGAGUAGGGACUUCUGGGUUUGUGACGACAAAGUAGUGUAUUUGCACGGCUGCGUGUUCUUCUCAUUUGCGCGCGUGCAUAUACCGGAACAUAACGCCUACGGCAAACAGUGUGUGUAUGCGUUAGGCAUGAACGUGAGCAUUUGCGGCGGCAGCAGCGACUCUUACGCUACAGCACCCGACUACGUAACGGCGCAGGACAGCAACAGGGACAGGUUUGCCCUGGAGAUGGUCGUGCAGGAUACCCUGCGACCGAUGGGUGACGUUAGGUGCGUCAGCGUCAGCCCCGUGGACAGCAUGAAACGACCGUUGUCCAGUAUCAGCCGCGUCCGACUGCGAUGGCCCGAUGAGCCGCUCGACCACGAGUUUCCGACCAGCAUCAUCGUCAAGGUCGCCAUGCCUUCCAAGGACCAUGAGGCUUCGCAACCGAUUCGGAUUUCUACACUCAUUCGAAGGGCGCACAACGUCGAAUGCCUCGCAUACGCCCUCUUCGCGAAAGACCCCCCAAUCCCUGUGCCGCGCUGCUUCGCCAACCAGAUCAUGAACGCUACGCAGCCAGGAUAUUUGAUUCUGGAUGACUUAAGCGGCACGGCCGCUGCUGUUGAAGACCUUUCUGUUGGCGUUAACGGCGAACAGUUGAAAAACGUCGCAGCCGCACUGGCCCGAUUACACGCUUGGUCAUGCAAAAAUGGAAAGACCAUUCUGCCGAGAAUACCAUGUUUCAGUGACUGGUUGGAAUUUUAUGCCUCAUGGUUCAAGCGACUGCGCUUCGCACUGAACAAAGUGAAACUGCUUUACCCGAGCUAUUUCUCGAACAUGAACAUCAACACGGUAUGCCAGUUGCUGUCGCCGGCGCAGUGGCUGAAAACGGUAGAAAACGUGUAUAAGACGUUUCCAACCGUCGUAACCCACGGUGACCUAUGGUUAAGCAACUUGUUUUUUGAAGUAAAUCCAGACGGCUCUCUGGGAAACCGACUUUGCGGCAUAAUCGACUGGCAGUUUUGCCAUGGUGGCUCCUUUGUUCAGGAUUUGGCCUACCUGUGCUCCUGGAACGUUAGCACGGAGAUGAACGAAGAAACCUUUCAUACAAAGUCACUUGUGAUGAAAAGCUAUGACGAAGCCUGGCUUCAAGCCGCAGCACAGACGAAGAACAACCUCAAGCGCAGAAUCACUCUUGCUUGGUAUGCGACUGCUUCUUGUUCUGACCGGAAGAUCGACUAA
Molecule: messenger RNA, 1314 nt
Organism: Soboliphyme baturini
Lineage: Eukaryota; Metazoa; Nematoda; Enoplea; Dioctophymatida; Soboliphymatidae
Source: the annotation of a GenBank genome assembly